GUUAUUAAAACUAUUAUGAAACGAAUGAACAACAUGGUACCCAUUGCACCUGCAGCCAAUACAGUAUGCUCUCAACAAACAGACGAUCCAUAUAGAAAAAAACGCACCAGAGCUAAACGUAGUUGUGACCAUUGUCGUAAAAGGAAAACCAAAUGCGAUGCAGACGUCAGGCAACCGUGUACAAAAUGUACACAUGCCAAUGUGACAUGUGAAUUCUUGGUCGAGCAGAAAAAAAGGGGCCCUUCUUCAGGUGGUUAUAUCGAAUUGCUUGAAAACCGCUUAUUACGGAUGGAGAAACUGAUAAAGAACAUGGAAAAAGGCAAGGGCAUGGACCAUGAAGGAGAAGAUGGAGAAGAAGAAGAAUCUGGCGACGAUUUUAUUAGAAACCAUCCGUCUUCUUCUUCCUCCUUUUCUUCGCCGCCGCGAUAUGAAGAGGAUGAGAUUGAUGUUGCACCAAUUAUUAAAUGCAAAGCUCUACUGGCUAGUCUUGCAGAAAAAGACUACGAAAAUAUAGACCAACAAAUGGACAAAUUGACUAUAUCAGACUAUCAGCGUACACGCUAUAUUGGUGCCAGUUCAGGCGUUCAAUUCUUAGAGGAUGGUUUUCUUCGAGCCAAUGUGAAACACCCUUUACCGGAUGAGCCUUCUUGGUUUGUGCAGAAACUGAAUGAGGAGGAAGAUGAGCACGUUUUUAUGAAAUCAAAGGAAGUUUUAUUGCCAUCUGAAUCAAAAGAAGAGUUUCAAUCCAAUCGCAUAGAAAUAUUUGAAGAUACCCCCUAUAUAACUCAAGAAAUAGCUGACUAUAUCGUUCAUUUAUACUUUACUAGAAUCCAUAUCUAUUGCCCGAUUAUUAACAAGACUCAGUUUCUUGAACAGUACUAUUUUCAUAACCCAACACCUCCGGAUAAAUACCUGUUAUUCGCAAUUACAUGUGUCGGCACGACCAUCUUCUCGCCCGAAAUCUUGAACAUCCAAAGCUUUGAUUUGACCCCUGAACAAUUGGAAGAAAUGGGCAGCUAUUUAAAAGAAAAAGCUCAUCAAAUACUAAAUAUUGUAUACAAGCGGCCCAUGAUCAGUACAGUCCAAUCUUUAAUGAUCCUUAGUAUGUUUGUUAGUCACGAUACGGACGAAGAAGAUACGGCGCAUUGGCUAAUCACAGGCAUGGCCAUCCGUAUGGCACAAGACCUAGGUCUUCAUCGUGAUUGCUCUAAAUGGAAAAUUCCAGAUUAUGAAAUUGAGCUACGAAAACGACUUUGGUACGCAGCGUAUUUGAUGGACCGAUGGGUUGCAGCGGAAUUAGGUCGGCCCGUGUCUAUUAUUGACCAUGAAUUCGAUGUCGAGCUACCUACACCUUACGAACUCAAUUCUCCGUCUAAACAUAGAGAUAUCACACCCAUCUUGAUUCUAGAGGCCGAAUCCUCUUUAAAGCAAAAAAUACCAGUGUAUUCUGGAUUUAUUUAUCUCAUCACAUUGUCCCAAAUUGCCGGUCAAGUUUUAGUGGGCUUUCAUUCGACACGUGGAAAACACAAUCGCGAAAACAAUCAAGAUUUACUAAAAAUUCUGGAGUCUAAUUUAACUAACUGGAAAUUAUCACUGCCGAAAGAAUUAAGACUAGAUCUUACUGUGUCACGUACCGAUAUAUUUUAUGCGCAGGCAUGUGUAGUGAACAUGGCUUGCGACUGUGUUUGGAUAUUAUUAUAUCGAUCUUUUAUCAAGCAUAACAAGGAUCAGCCUGAGAAUAUGGGUUUGGCUGUCAAGGCAUUAAGUAUAUGUACAGCAUGUGCCGUGAAUCUCAUAGAUAUUGUGGAAGCUGUGGAAUACCACGCAUUUGUUUCUUUACCCUGGAACAUGGCUGUCUAUGCUGUAUUUCAGGCUGCUAUUAUCUUUCUACACAAUGCCAAGGGAGAAAAUGCUUUCUUGAGAGAGCAAGGCAAACGCAACUUAAUACGAUGUUCUCGCGUAUACGAUGAGGAUCCGUACCUUCGAAAGACGCGAGUUGUCCAUGUUCUGCUGCACGUCGUUUCCAAUUUUGAGGUCAAUAUGAACUCACCUUCAACAAUUACUGUGUGUAGUAGGAAACGAACAAAUCAAAGAAGUGAUAAUUCUGAUUAUAGCAAUACAUCGAAGUACAGUUAUGAUGUUACAAGUCCUAAUAUGGAAUUAGACACGGUUGAUGGACAGAACGACCAAAGUGCAACGCAGUCAUCAUCCUAUCAAAAUUCAGGAUUGCCUGAUAAUCAUCUACAGGAAAAAAAGCGCCUUGCACAACAAGAACAACAUCAACACUUUUGUCAGCAACAGCAAUUGAUUCAACAACAAUUUCUUCAGCAUAAACAGCAACUAAACCACACUCCAGCAGUGAACGGGCCAUUUUAUGAUUGUAAUAUACUGCCACAAGAAGCGACACAAUUUGAUUUAGCUAGUUUGAGCUCAGAAAUCCCUUUAUGGGAUGUGCCCAGCGGAGCCACCUGGAAUGAAUGGGAAUCAUUUUUGAAAUCCAAUGUGGACAAUCAAAAACAAUGAAACUGCUUCAACGAGCAAUAAUAAAACUACCCCCGUUUUUUUAUAUAUGUA
Molecule: messenger RNA, 2574 nt
Organism: Mucor mucedo
Lineage: Eukaryota; Fungi; Mucoromycota; Mucoromycetes; Mucorales; Mucoraceae
Product: fungal-specific transcription factor domain-containing protein
Exons: 6
Coding region: 16-2523 (835 amino acids)
Biological process (GO): DNA-templated transcription; regulation of DNA-templated transcription
Molecular function (GO): zinc ion binding; DNA binding; DNA-binding transcription factor activity, RNA polymerase II-specific
Source: RefSeq, a predicted model, not a curated record